AAAAAUAAAUUGAAUAAUUUAGCAAAUGGAAAAUCCGAGAGUUUUAUUCGAUAAUUUAAAAUAAAAGUUCUCAAAGUAACGAAGUUGGAAUCUAUGCGAGUUAACUGGAAUUCCAGUUUUUGAUACACUUGGCGAGAGGGCAUUAUGAAUUUGUAGUUGAGUUUGGAACGAAUUGAUCGACAGCAGAGAUACCUACUAUAUGUGCUAUUGGUAGACGACAGAUUUAUAGAAGUAAUUAUAGACAUCAGUCGCGUCUACAGCAAUGUUUAAUAGUCAUUAAUUUCACGACUAUUCAGAAUAACAGAAAUUGUUUUAGGCAAUGCAUACAGAAGUGCGAGGGUAUGAACUAUUCGAGACUCUUUCCCUAUAAGAGAUCAACAAUGAGAGAAACCUGGAGAGUUGACUGGCCUUGCUUGACUUUAACUUAUUAUGAUGAUCUGGUAAUCGACGAGUAGAGUAUUCGCAUAUGCGCAGCUGUUCUUUAUUCAUUUGGAAUUCCAAUUUGUCAGCGGUGUGUGUGCGCGGAUUCCAUAAAUAAAAGAAUUUCUGGUGGCGCACGUUAUGUCCGCUCCUCAAUUAACAUAAAUUUGAACGAAAGCUCGCCAGAUCGUUGGGCUGGCAGCCGAGUCUAGCCACUAAUUUGAUUAGAUUAGGCAAACCUGAUUAUCUGCUGGGCUGCAUUGCAAAAUGAGGAGCUGCCUUCUUUCAGCUGCUGGGGCUGCUGCUGCUGCUGUUGCUUUGUAGCUAAAUGGACGCGUCUGCUUGUUGGCUAAAGGUGUGUUUGUUUAUUUGAACGCGCAAAAUGCAAAAGUCACAACGUGAGCAAUGCUGGACGCUGCUGCUGCUGGGCGCGCUGAUAAUCUCGUUUGGAGUAAUGUUUAGUUAUUGGUAUCUGGUGCCGCAUCAGCUACCCAUCUGGCAGUUAUUCGGACACAACGAGAGUUCAGACGGGGAGCCGGCAACAGCGGAGUUGAAGUUCUUUAUGCCGCCACAGCUAAUACCCAAGGAGCUGAAGCUGAAGCGUGGUGCGCCCUAUGUAUAUCAGAUAUUUCCAUAGAUAUUUCAGACAUACAUACAUUUACAUACAUAUAUAGUUUGUAUUCUUAAACUAUGUUAACAAUAAAUUACAAGUAUCAUUUAUUUUAGAGUAA
Molecule: messenger RNA, 1151 nt
Organism: Drosophila mojavensis
Lineage: Eukaryota; Metazoa; Arthropoda; Insecta; Diptera; Drosophilidae
Exons: 2
Coding region: 803-1057 (84 amino acids)
Source: RefSeq, a predicted model, not a curated record